Coregonus clupeaformis (lake whitefish) is the source of this 435-nucleotide messenger RNA. RefSeq names its product extensin-like. The transcript has 2 exons. NCBI's taxonomy places the organism in Eukaryota, Metazoa, Chordata, Actinopteri, Salmoniformes, Salmonidae. The coding region runs from base 1 to 435 and encodes 144 amino acids. The record is from RefSeq and is a predicted model, not a curated record.
AUGCCGUUACACUUGACUCCCUUUGUCCGCGGGAGAUACAGCACCGCCACGCUGGUGAUGCUCUGCUGGCUGUUCCUCGCUGGAUUUACCUGCAUUGGGCCCCCCCCCACGCCAGGAAGCACUGACUCUCUGUUCGUUCCCAGGGCCCCCCCCACGCCAGGAAGCACUGACUCUCUGUUCGUUCCCAGGGCCCCCCCCACGCCAGGAAGCACUGACUCUCUGUUCGUUCCCAGGGCCCCCCCCACGCCAGGAAGCACUGACUCUCUGUUCGUUCCCAGGGCCCCCCCCACGCCAGGAAGCACUGACUCUCUGUUCGUUCCCAGGGCCCCCCCCACGCCAGGAAGCAGAGAAAUAGACACCUAUUUAGCACUGACUCUCUGUUCGUUCCCAGGGCCCACCCCACGCCAGGAAGCAGAGAAACUGACACCUAUUUAG